AUGAAGACAGCCAGCGCUUCCGCUUCGUCGUCGAAAACCUUGCCGAAGAAAGCUACUGCUACGGCGCCGAAGAAACCGGGUGGGGGGGCCAAGACGAAAGGGAAAACAAGGAAGCAGCAGCAGGAGCAUAUCGACAGAUCGUUUGGGUGGAACUUGUACACAGUGAUUCGAGUUCUGCUCUACGGAGUAGUGCUGGCCUUGUUUGUUGUCGGUCACUGGGGUGUUGCGGUGCUUGUCAAGCACACGCAACUAUGGAGCCGCUACCUAUUCUGGUGGUUCCCCAGGCCUUCUUCAGGGGCAAGCAAUAGCGCAGGCGCAAAGGAUAGUAGCACGGGAGCUGAUAUGGAACUGAUGAAUAGCAACAAUGUAGAACCGGAAGAAACACCAUGGGUAAAUGAUGGUGACCGAGGGGCGCAGUCUAGUGGUAUCGCUUCGGACACUGGAGGCAGUAGAAAUCAGGCCGAAAGAGCAACGACGAGAAACACUGCAAUGGGAGAGGAAUUCUACAAGCGAAAAGGCAAAGGCGUUGCUGAUGAAUGA
This is a messenger RNA of Amoebophrya sp. A120, 540 nucleotides long. The record is from the annotation of a GenBank genome assembly. Lineage: Eukaryota; Dinophyceae; Syndiniales; Amoebophryaceae.